AUGGGAUCAUCACCAAGUAAAGAAAACAAAGAAAAAGAGGGAAAAUUAUCUCCAUCAACAUCCAAUACUUCAACUUCAUCAUCUGCAUCUACAUCCACAUCUUCAUCAUCAACUCCACAUAGUAAUAGUACCGAUGAUAUUAUUAAUCAUCCCAAUAAUAAUAACAAAACAAGUUAUCCAGAACAUGUGAUCGAUGCCUCAAAAGUAGGUGACGUCUAUGUCAUUGUAUAUGGAACCAACAAGUCUCCAGUAAAAGAUAAAGAUAAAGAAAACUUAAUUUAUACUGUUGUGAUUGACGUAGCAGGUGAAUCAACAGAAGUAGUACCAAUGGGUUUGGAGAUAUUCCUUGGAAAGGAGAAAAAAGGCAUACGUCUUUUUGAAGAAAGACUUUGUGAACUACGUCCCAAAUAUGUUUCACAUCAAUUGGUUGGAAAAAUCGAUAAUCUUUAUCAUGCUGGACAACCACAAGAAUGGGCAAAGGGUUUAAAAGGAGUCAUCUCUGGAAAGUGGUUUCCUGUAUUCCAACAAACCAAGGGACCAUUAUGGUCUCAAUCUGCCAACAGCCAAAACUAUGCAAAGUAUCUCAUCGACACACUCAAAGAGAAUAAUCCUCAUUCUCUAACUUGGCCAAAUCAAUUAAAAACUCCAACCGAUAACAAUAGUCCACGUGUCUAUAUUCCUCAAUACAUUGAUAUUUUAGCUGCCAAAUAA
Cavenderia fasciculata is the source of this 711-nucleotide messenger RNA. RefSeq lists its product as uncharacterized. The transcript has a single exon. The record is from RefSeq and is a predicted model, not a curated record. Lineage: Eukaryota; Evosea; Eumycetozoa; Acytosteliales; Cavenderiaceae. The coding region runs from base 1 to 711 and encodes 236 amino acids.